AUGAGUUACGUUAUUACUGCCAUUGCACAUGAAGAUAAGUACCCUAGUGGUGCCAUUGAUUCUGUUAUGGAGCUUAUAAAUAAGCUUCCCUUGAAGUUGACUUCCAUAGUGAAGUUAAGUCCAGAUAAAGCUACAGAUUUUGAAGUGGAUCUUGACAUCUCUAAAACUGGUGUAGUCAAUCCUAAGGAAUCGUUUGUGGAUGAUUUGUAUGGACAAGUUCGGGAUCAGUUGACACGCAGCUCAGUUGAUGGUGUUGACUUGAUAUUUCAGAUGAAUGAUGAGACUAGAAAGGAUAAGAAGCUAGCCGUGUUUGACAUGGAUUCCACCUUGAUCCAGCAAGAGGUGAUUGAGUUGAUAGCUGCACAAGCAAACUGUGAAAAGGAAGUGGCUGCAGUUACCAGGGCUGCCAUGAAUGGUGAAUUGGAUUUCAAGCAGUCGCUCGCAAAACGAGUUGCACUUUUGAAGGGAAUCGAGUCAGAGCACCUUUGGAAUGAUUUGAAGCCUCAAUUGAAGUUCACGCCGGGAGUCAGGGAACUAUGCAAAUUUCUAAAAGGCAAGGGCUGUAAAUUGGCUGUUUUCUCAGGAGGUUUUUUGCCAUUGGCUAACUAUGCCAAAAAGCAGUUAGAUCUCGAUUAUGCUUUUGCUAAUGUAUUGGCUACUGAGUUUAAUUCUGAGGAUAAAGAGGUAUUAAGUGGAGAGACUUUAGGGGAAGUUGUUGACGGAUUGAAAAAAAGGGAAUUGAUGGUUCAGAUCGCUUCCGAGAAUGAUAUCUCGUUGGCCAACACAGUGGCCACAGGUGACGGUGCCAAUGACUUACCAAUGAUGAAGAAAGCGGGCUUUGGAAUUGCAUGGAAUGCGAAGCCAAGGGUGCAAAAAGAAGCUCCAUCAUGUCUCAACUCGCAUUCUUUGAAAGAUGCCCUCUACAUUUUUGGAUAUAACGAUACUGAUAUCGAUAAGGAACUUAAAUACUAG
Molecule: messenger RNA, 972 nt
Organism: Brettanomyces nanus
Lineage: Eukaryota; Fungi; Ascomycota; Pichiomycetes; Pichiales; Pichiaceae
Exons: 1
Coding region: 1-972 (323 amino acids)
Biological process (GO): L-serine biosynthetic process; dephosphorylation
Cellular component (GO): cytoplasm
Molecular function (GO): magnesium ion binding; L-phosphoserine phosphatase activity
Source: RefSeq, a predicted model, not a curated record